Molecule: messenger RNA, 1794 nt
Organism: Closterium sp. Naga37s-1
Lineage: Eukaryota; Viridiplantae; Streptophyta; Zygnematophyceae; Desmidiales; Closteriaceae
Source: the annotation of a GenBank genome assembly
AUGCACAUAGAGACAGCCACGCACAAGGCUAUAGAAGUUUCCUCCAAGGCCCUGCUUGCUGCUCAGGUGCGUGCUGCUCAGGUGCGUGCUGCUCAGGUGCGUGCUGCUCAGGUGCGUGCUGCUCAGGUGCGUGCUGCUCAGGUGCGUGCUGCUCAGGUGCGUGCUGCUCAGGUGCGUGCUGCUCAGGUGCGUGCUGCUCAGGUGUGUGCUGCUCAGGUGCGUGCUGCUCAGGUGCGUGCUGCUCAGGUGCGUGCUGCUCAGGUGCGUGCUGCUCAGGUGCGUGCUGCUCAGGUGUGUGCUGCUCAGGUGCGUGCUGCUCAGGUGCGUGCUGCUCAGGUGCGUGCUGCUCAGGUGCGUGCUGCUCAGGUGUGUGCUGCUCAGGUGCGUGCUGCUCAGGUGCGUGCUGCUCAGGUGCGUGCUGCUCAGGUGCGUGCUGCUCAGGUGCGUGCUGCUCAAGUGCGUGCUGCUCAGGUGCGUGCUGCUCAGGUGCGUGCUGCUCAGGUGCGUGCUGCUCAGGUGCGUGCUGCUCAGGUGCGUGCUGCUCAGGUGCGUGCUGCUCAGGUGCGUGCUGCUCAGGUGCGUGCUGCUCAGGUGCGUGCUGCUCAGGUGCGUGCUGCUCAGGUGCGUGCUGCUCAGAUGCGUGCUGCUCAGGUGCGUGCUGCUCAGGUGCGUGCUGCUCAGGUGCGUGCUGCUCAGGUGUGUGCUGCUCAGGUGCGUGCUGCUCAGGUGCAUGCUGCUCAGGUGCGUGCUGCUCAGGUGCGUGCUGCUCAGGUGCGUGCUGCUCAGGUGCGUGCUGCUCAGGUGCGUGCUGCUCAGGUGCGUGCUGCUCAGGUGCGUGCUGCUCAGGUGCGUGCUGCUCAGGUGCGUGCUGCUCAGGUGCGUGCUGCUCAGGUGCGUGCUGCUCAGGUGCGUGCUGCUCAGGUGCGUGCUGCUCAGGUGCGUGCUGCUCAGGUGCGUGCUGCUCAGGUGCGUGCUGCUCAGGUGCGUGCUGCUCAGGUGCGUGCUGCUCAGGUGCGUGCUGCUCAGGUGCGUGCUGCUCAGGUGCGUGCUGCUCAGGUGCGUGCUGCUCAGGUGCGUGCUGCUCAGGUGUGUGCUGCUCAGGUGUGUGCUGCUCAGGUGCGUGCUGCUCAGGUGCGUGCUGCUCAGGUGCGUGCUGCUCAGGCCGCAAGCACCGGGUUUUCACAGGUGUCGCUCUUGUGCUGCCAGCUGUUACUGAGAUUUCCGUCUGUUACUGUGCCAUCACUCCCUCUCACGCUUUCCCGCAUCUAUGCACCCUCUCCCUCUGAUGCUACUUCCUCCCUCCUCUCCUCUCCCUUCCCCACCUGUACCCCCCUGUCUCCUCUCGACCUGCAUUCCCUGCUCUCCCAAGCAGACCCUCUGAUUGGCCGGUCGCCUCUUCUCCGCUCGUUCCACGAGUGCACUCAGUUUGCAUCAUUGUCGCGAGGGGAGAUCGAGGCGUAUGUGGGAACAGGCAAACUCAUGGACAAGGCAGGGGGUAUAAUGUUUCCCAGCCCUCCCCACCCCCUCACACUCCCCAUUCCCUCACACACUCUCUCCCACCCCCCGGCAGCUCUCCCCACCGCCCCACUCUCUCCUCGUGCCGACAUGCUCCCUCUUCCCCCCCGGCAGGUGGAGUUUGCAUCAUUGUCGCAAGCAGAGAUCGAGGCAUAUGUAGCGACAGGAGAGCCCAUGGACAAGGCGGGGGGGUACGGCAUUCAGGGGCUGGGCGGGUGUCUGGUGAAGGCGAUCAGCGGGUGCUACUUCAACGUCAUGGGACUGCCACUCAACAGGUAG